AUGACUGUUAAUCGAGUAAACAGUGUGCAAACGCCACGUUCAGCACGAUUACCAGGCAAUUUAACAUUGGGAGGUCUAUUUCCAGUUCAUGAUUACGGUGGACGUGAACCGUGUGGUGAUAUUAGUGAAUUUCGAGGAAUUCAACGUCUUGAAGCAAUGUUAUUUGCAUUGCAACAAAUUAAUCAAAAUCAUACUGUAUUACCAAAUAUUACUUUAGGAGCAAUUUUAUUAGAUACAUGUUCAAAUGAUAAUUAUGCACUAGAAUCAAGUCUCGAAUUUGUUCGUAGUCGUUUAACAUCUACAUCGUAUUCUUGUCGUGAUGGAACUAUUCCACAACCCAUUCAUAAUGAAAAUGUUGUUGGUGUUGUUGGUGCGUCAUUAAGUUCUGUUAGUGUAUAUGUUGCCAAUUUAUUACGUCUAUUUCAAUUACCACAAAUAUCGUAUGCAUCUACGGCACCAAAACUUAGUGAACCAUCAUUCGAUUAUUUUGCUCGUACUGUACCAUCUGAUUCAAAUCAAGCACGAGCAAUUGUUGAUAUAUUACAACGAUUAAAUUUUACCUAUGUUAAUGCAAUUUAUUCACAUGGUGAUUAUGGUGAAGGUGGUUUUCGAGAAUUUAAACGUUUAAUUAAAGAUCCAGUUGGUACAUCAAAUAUGUCUAUUUGUAUUUCGGAUGAAUCUCGUUUAUCACGUGAUGCUUCAGUUCAAGAAAUUGAAAAUUUAUUACAAACAAUGGUAGUGAGACCAAAAAGUGUUCGAGUCUACGUUUUAUUUUUAACUAAAGAAGAUGCAAGAAAAUUAUUGCAAGCAGUUAAAAAACAAAUUCAUUUAUAUGAUGAACAACGUCGUCCUGUUCUAAUAGCAAGUGAUGCAUGGGGUAAAGAAUCAUCUGUGGUAAUUAAUGGUGAAACUGAUGAUAUUGCUGCUGGUACAUUAACUAUUGAACUUAUUUCAAAAGAACCAUCACAAUUUGAUCAUUAUUUUAAUUCAUUAAAACCAACAAAUCCAAUAAUAACAAAUUUAUCUAAUUCAGCAUUAUCAAGAAAUCCAUGGUUCAAUGAAUUUUGGGAACACCGUUUCGGAUGUAGUUUAAAAUUAAAUGAAACAUGUUAUGAGCAAAAAUUAAAUGAAACAAAUUGGGAUUCAAAAUUACAAUUUAUUGUUGAUGCUGUUCAUGUAUUUGCUCAUGCACUACAUCGUUAUUUAAAUUGUUCAAAUCAAACAUCAACACCAUGUAAAAUUACAGAUAUUAAUGGAACAAAAUUGUUCGAUAUCAUAUUGAAUGGUAAAUUUGACAUGCCUGAUGGUCGUCAGAUUCAAUUCAAUGAUAAACGUUUUGUCACUGGUCAUUAUCGUAUUUAUAAUUUUCGUCGUCGUCUAUUAUCCAAUUCAAAUAUUCUUUCAUCAUCGUCAUCAUCAUCAUCAUUAUAUGAUUAUAUUUCAGUUGGAGAAUGGAAAUCUGGUUUAGAUAAACAUGGUGUAUUAGAUAUAAAUAUAUCUUCAAUUAUUUGGCCUGGUAAUCAAUUGAUUACACAUGUGCCCAUUUCUCGUUGUAGUGAACCAUGUAAAUUAGGUCAAAUUCGUCAAAUUCAAGCUGAUCGUUGCUGUUGGGUAUGUACAUCGUGUAGUGAUAAUUCUAUUGUAACAUCAGAUGAAAAGUGUGUACAAUGUUUAACGGGUUAUUGGCCAUCAGAAAAUCGUACACAAUGUUAUAAAUUAAAAGAAACAUAUAUUGAAUUAUUAUCACCACAAGCUUUAAUACCUAUAUGUAUCUCUUUAUUAGGAAAUAUUUGUACAUUAUUUGUUGUAAUAUUAUUUUAUCGUAAACGUCAAACACCAGUAGUUAAAGCAUCUGGUAAAGAAUUAUGUUUUAUUAUGUUAUGUGGUAUACAUUUAAGUUAUUUAAUGACAUUUCCAAUUAUAUUAAGACCACAUUUAAUUACAUGUGUUUUACAACGAAUUGGAAUUGGUUUAGGAUUUGCCAUGAUGUAUUCAGCAUUAUUAACAAAAACAAAUAGAAUAGCAAGAAUAUUUGAAAGUACAAAAAAACAAGGUACUUUACGUCCUCCAUAUAUAAGUCCAAAAAGUCAAGUAUUUAUUUGUACAUGUUUAAUUAUUAUUCAAUUAUUAUUAUCAUUGUUAUGGUUAGGUUAUGAACAACCAAAUGUUAAUUUAAUACCAUAUGAAAGACUUGUCAUUGUUAAAUGCAAUAUGAAUAAACAUUCAUUUUUGUUUUCUUUAAUUUAUAAUGCCUUUUUAAUUAGUAUUUGUACAGUAUAUGCUGUUAGAACACGAAAAGUACCAGAAAAUUUUAAUGAAACAAAAUUUAUUGGUUUCACAUGUUAUACAACAUGUAUUAUAUGGCUAGCAUUUUUACCAAUCUAUUAUACAGCAUACGAUAAUGGAAGAUAUCAGGUUCAUAUAACAACAUUGUGUAUAACAAUAUCAUUGUCUGCCACUGUGGCAUUAGUCUGUUUAUUUUCACCAAAAGUUUAUAUUAUAUUAAUACAUCCUGAAAAAAAUAUGAGAUUAACAAAACAAUUAAAACCAACUGUAAAUAGUUUAAAAUUUGCAUCACAAAUACCAAAUAAUGAAUAUAUGACAACAACAACAACAACAACAGAAUCAACAGCAAAUAAUAAUAUUGAUAAUAUUCAUCAUUUAUCACAAAUAGCUAUGGCAAAAAUACCAUUGAUUAUACAAAUAGAUACUGUAUCAAAUAAUACUAGCAAUGAUGAAAAUCAAAAAUUAACACCAGAAAUCAAAUUACAACAAGAUUAUGAGGAUGUUGAUAGUCUCAAUUCUAGUACAUUAUUCGAUGAAAAAUCAUAA
Didymodactylos carnosus is the source of this 2832-nucleotide messenger RNA. Lineage: Eukaryota; Metazoa; Rotifera; Eurotatoria; Philodinida; Philodinidae. The record is from the annotation of a GenBank genome assembly.